GUUGAUUUAAAGCAAGAUGGCGGUGUGGACGCCGCUGUCUGUUAAGAUGUCACCCUCAGCCUCUUUGGGCUGCGUUUUGCUUCGGAAAGAGCAACAGUUCUCCAAAAAGCUGCUGAAAACCUUGCCGGGCCUUUUCAGACGAGGCUACGCCGUGGGAGCUCAACAUGCUGCGGCGGAGGUGGACACGAGCGGCUUCAGCGGCCCCCUGGACCACUACAGCGGGCUGAUUCGGGAGGGCGCCCUGCGGGAGGACGAGCAUCAGAGAGCAGUGCUGCUCAAACUGGACCAGCUGCACAAAACACUCCGAGGAUACAGCAACACACCCACGUCCAUCUUCCAAAAGUUUUUCACCAAGCCGAAGCCCCCGAAGGGUUACUACAUUUACGGGGAUGUCGGCACGGGCAAAACGAUGGUGAUGGACAUGUUUUAUUCGCACGUGGAGACGGACAAGAAGAAGCGGGUGCACUUUCACGGCUUCAUGUUGGACGUGCAUAAACGAAUCCAUCGACUGAAGCAGAGUUUGCCAAAGAGGAAAGCGGGGAAAAUGGCCAAAUCGUACGACCCCAUCGCGCCGGUCGCCGAGGAGAUUAGCGAGGAAGCCUGCCUGCUCUGCUUUGACGAGUUUCAGGUCACAGACAUCGCUGACGCCAUGAUCCUCAAGCAGCUCUUUGAGAAUCUCUUCCUGAACGGCGUUGUCGUCGUGGCAACGUCCAAUAGGCCCCCUGAAGACUUGUAUAAAAACGGGCUUCAGAGGGUCAACUUUGUGCCUUUUAUUGCCGUACAGCAGAAAUAUUGCCAAACUCUUCGUCUGGAUUCUGGCAUCGACUACCGCAAGAGGAACCGACCCUCCGCAGGGAAACUUUACUUCCUCUCCAGUGAACCUGAUGCAGAAGCAGCGCUGGAUAAAAUGUUUGAUGAGCUGGCCUUUAAGCAGAAUGACAUAACGCGGCCGAGAGUCCUGAACGUCCACAACAGGAAAGUGCGUCUGAGCAAAGCAUGCGGGACCAUUGCAGACUGCACCUUUGAGGAGCUGUGUGACAGACCUCUAGGAGCUAGCGACUACCUGGAGAUGUCCCGUCUGUUUGACACCUUCUUCAUCCGCCACAUUCCGCUCCUGACGCUCAACAAGAAGACUCAAGCUAGGCGACUCAUCACGCUUGUGGAUGCCCUGUACGACCACAAGGUGCGUGUAGUGGUCCUGGCAGACCACCCACUGGAGGAGCUCUUUGUCCACGAGGGCGACCACCACGCUCACGACGAAAGCCACAUCCUCAUGGACGACCUGGGACUGAAACGAGAAGAAGCCAGCAGCCUGUCCAUCUUCAGCGGAGAAGAGGAGAAGUUUGCCUUCCAGAGGACCGUUUCCAGACUUACUGAGAUGCAGACUGAGGAGUACUGGCUGGAGGGCGACCGCAGCGCCAAGUCCAAAUCCUAACACGUGGUGGGGAAAGCAAAGGGAAGCACUGCUCACUCCCUCCCCCCCUGACUGCGACUACGUCAAAGACUCCGUGUUGUACAGAAAGUAUUUAUUGCAAUUUUUUACCAUGACGUUGAACUUUACACAGCAUGGACCUUUGCUUCCAACGCUUUCAAGAACAUUUGAUCAAUGCACUCAUCCCUCGCUAUAUCACCAUUUUUCAAAAAGUAAGUAAUAAAUGAUGGCUGUGUUGUGGUUGGAUGGCCUGUUGGCCAAAAAACAUAGAAAGACCAGCUCUAUGUGUCAGUAACGUCAGAUCACCUGACCUUUCACACUGCAUGGAGACUGGCUACUGAGCGGACAUGCCCUGGCAUUCCUCACAUUCUGUGUGGAAGUGGUAAGUCUUUGUCCUUCUUCCCACUCAGUUUGAAACACUUUCUUAAAGGAAAAGUGCAAUUUUUGUGUGUGGGGGGGGAAUUUUGCCCAUCAUCCACAAUCCUUAUGUGUGAGACAUGAACACGCGGCUUCCUCUCUUCUGUGCAUUCUACAGCUAUAAAAUCAGCUCAAAAGAGGCAGCUAAGAAUGCACGUAAUGGGACGCAACUCUUCCGCCUACGAACACAAAUUGACAAGCUAAUAUGAUGACAGAUGCUAUCGCUAUGCGCUACUUCAUUUGGUCGUCAUUUUACCUCGGAAUGCUUUAAAAAUAAAGCGGGCCGAGCAUCAAAGGCAAAACUAAAUAAAGUGACAUAUGUCACGUGCCAAUUAUGUUUAC
Messenger RNA from Dunckerocampus dactyliophorus (ringed pipefish), 2191 nucleotides. It is a transcript of the gene afg1la, whose product is annotated as AFG1 like ATPase a. Bases 17 to 1435 code for a protein of 472 amino acids. Gene Ontology annotation, cellular component: cytoplasm; mitochondrion. The record is from RefSeq and is a predicted model, not a curated record. The transcript has 13 exons. NCBI's taxonomy places the organism in Eukaryota, Metazoa, Chordata, Actinopteri, Syngnathiformes, Syngnathidae. Gene Ontology annotation, molecular function: ATP hydrolysis activity; ATP binding.